This is a messenger RNA of Cordyceps fumosorosea ARSEF 2679, 675 nucleotides long. Its product is annotated as Glutathione S-transferase, protein. Lineage: Eukaryota; Fungi; Ascomycota; Sordariomycetes; Hypocreales; Cordycipitaceae. The coding region runs from base 1 to 675 and encodes 224 amino acids. The transcript has a single exon. The record is from RefSeq and is a predicted model, not a curated record.
AUGGCCAACAUCACCGUCCACCACCUGCAAGUCUCCCAGUCGGAGCGCAUCCCCUGGCUCCUCGAGGAGCUCGGCCUCCCCUACGAGCUGCGCACCUACAAGCGCGCGCCCCUCCUCGCGCCCCCCGAGUACAAGGCGCUGCACCCCGGCGGCGCCGCCCCCGUCAUCCGCAUCCACGGCGAUGCCGACCUGACCCUCGCCGAGUCCGGCGCCUGCGUCGAGUACCUCGCGCGGCGCCACGGCCGCGAUCACCGCCUCUUCGUCGAGCCGGACGACCCCGCCUACGCCGACUUUUUGUACUGGUGGCACUGGAGCAACGGCACCUUCCAGCCGGCCGUCGCCCGCGCCAUGUACGCCCGCGACCUCCCGGAGGGCAGCAGGAUACGAGAGGUCUCCAAGGAGAGGCUGGGUCGCGCGCUGGAUGCGCUGGGGAAGCAGCUGGGGAGGGCGGGCGGGUACCUGGUCGGCCCGGAGCUGUCGGCGGCGGACAUCAUGGUCGUCUUCUCGCUCACCACGAUGCGCUACUUUUCGCCGUAUAGCCUGGGCGAGCAUCCGAAUAUCCUCAAGUACUUGGGGCGCAUCAGCAAGAGGGAGGCGUAUCGCACCGCGAUGGCCAAGUCGGACCCGGACAUGGAACUGGCGCUCAGUGCUGAGCCGCCCAAGCCUCUGCAUUAG